AGAAGUACAAACUCGCAAAUGUCCGGGUUUUAAUCUGCUCCCAACGAAGUGUUCUCUCCAUGUCCAAUAGCAGGGUGCAAGAUGCUGGAGGCAGGAGACUUAGUAACAGCUGGCGUAGGCGGGGGAUGGGCGAGGUGCCCUCUGAGCAGGCUCUGCCUCUGUGAUUUCAGAGUUACAAGUCUGGAGAGUUCAUUCCUACAACAGGGCCUUGCAAUUAGCAGUAACAUUUGCUUUCAGUUCUUACAGUUGUUGCUGCUGCUGCUAUUGGGAGUUCACGUUUCCAGUUUUUUAAUUCUGUUCGUCUCCGUACCCCCAGUAGGUCCGAAAGUGCAAGACAUUUUGCACGAAUUUUGUGAGUGAGCGUGCGUACGCGAGGAAUAAGGAGAGGGUUAGAAGAAUGUGUCAGGUAGGCGGAGCGACCCGGACGGCUUAAUUUGCACAAGGGGCGGAGUUUUGUGUCGGUGUCCGGUCCCGCAACCGUGCGUCGGGAGGUCAGGGAGUGAAUGAGGUGGCACUUGAAUCGGGGAGGGGGCGUGGCCUAGGGGAAGGUGGGAGGUGGGGGAAGGGAGAGGCGGGCGCGUGGCCAACCUCCCCGCCCGUGGAGGCGGAGCUCUGGCGGGAGGCGGGCUCUGGCUGUGGUAGUGUCACACACGCGGCGGUUCCGGAGGCGGCAGGAGGCGCCGCCGGGACGGGCACAGUCUGUUGCUUACUCCCUUUCUCUCGCUCUUUCUCCGGGCUCCAGGAGGGGUAGGAAAGGGGGAGUGAGGUGGAGAGGCGGGGAGAGGAUCGCACAACCCUCCUUGCUGUCAGUAGAGUUGAUAGGGGGAGCCGAGAAGGAUCCCUCCCCGACCCCUCGUCGGGAGCAGGAAAAGAGGGACUGGGGAGAAGUUCAAGCCGAAAGCGGUAGGAUCCAGGCAGCGGCGGCGGCGACCUCGGUGAAGCAGCCGAGAGGAAAAGGAGAAGGAGGAGCUGGCCCUGCCGCAGGACGUAUACCGGAGCAAACGAAAGCAGAGGAGUGGAGCGAGCGAGCGUCCGUCCAGGUGCCAGUGCGCUGGCUCCCCAUCCCUCCCUCUGCGGGAGUGAGGGGGACACCCGAGGGGGACAGCGGCUGCCCGGCCCCCUCUCCUAGGGCUUCAGGGUGAACAGAGCCAGUCGGACCUGCGGAGCCCGAGCCCGGGAGGAGGCGGCGUCGCCGCUGAGCGCUCAACGAGCGGCUGCGGCAAGAACUUGAACUUGACGCUGAGCCUUUUCUAAGGGGUCUUGGGACCCUUGACGAGUUAGGUGGAAGGGGGUUCGGUUGCAUCUGCUUGCCUUUCUCUUCGCCUUUCGCCGCUGACGCCGCCUUUCCGAGGAACGGAGCCCGGAGCCAACCUGCCCGCCUGUCUCGUGGGGAAGAGGGGUUCGUGGUGGCUGCCUACGUCCCCUGCAGCCUGCGGAUGGCAGCGGCCGGUCCGGCCCGGGCUCCCCUGUUGCUGCUCCUCGGGCCGUAGGGGGGUCGGCUCCGGGGCAGUCCAGGCGGUGGCAUCAUGGCUAAGUGGUUGAACAAGUACUUCAGUUUAGGGAAUAACAAAACUAAGAGCCCCCCGCAACCUCCCCGGCCGGACUACCGCGAGCGCGGGCGCGGGGGUAGCAGCAGCGGCGGCGGCAGCAGCAGCAGCCGGGGGGCGGCGGCGGGGGCAGGUGGUGGCAGCGAGAGGCGGCAGCAGCAACAGCCCCCGGCGGCCUCCUGUUCGUCCUCCUCGUCCUCCUGCUUUUCAGCCUCAUUCCGGGAGGACAGCGGCAGCACCAGCGACCUGAUACGCGCCUACCGAGCCCAGAAGGAACGCGACUUCGAGGAUCCCUACAACGGCCCCGGCUCGUCGCUGCGCAAGCUGCGGGCCAUGUGCCGCUUGGACUACUGCGGGGGCCAGGACGGCAGCGGGGACAGGACCUUCUCCUCCGCCUCCUCGUCCGCCGGCUGCUGCUGCACCUCUGGAGGCGGAGGGGGAGCCGCUGCGUCCUCUUCGUCUUCCUCUUCCCCGCAUCUCUUCCGCAGCAACAGCGAGCGGCGACCGGCCACGCCGCCAGAGGUCAAAUAUAUCUCCCCCAAACACCGGCUCAUCAAGAUCGACAGUGGCUGUGGAGGGGGCGGCGGCGGAGACCCCGGGGGAGGCGGCAGUAAGAGUAGUAGCAGUAGCGGUAGCGGCAGCAGCAGCGUCCGUACCUGGAGUCCGUCCGCCUGCGGCAGCAGCAGCAGCAAGAAACUGCUCAACAGGUGCCCGGAAGAGAGCGGCGCCACUGGAGGCAAGAAAGAUAAGGUUAUCAUUGCAGAUGAUUAUUCAGAUCCCUUUGAUGCCAAGAGUGAGCUGAAGAAUAAAGCAGGAAAGGGAGAAAGUGCUGGCUAUAUGGAGCCCUAUGAAGCUCAGAGAAUCAUGACAGAAUUUCAAAGGCAAGAAAGUGUGAAAUCCCAGAAUAAAGGUGUCCAGUUGUAUGACACUCCUUAUGAGCCAGAAGGCAAUGGUGUGGAUUCAGAUUCUGAAAGCUUGGUCAGCCAGCGUUUAAGAGAAAGCAAAUUGCCACAGGAUGAUGACAGGCCUGCAGAUGAGUAUGAUCAGCCUUGGGAGUGGAACAAAGUCACGAUUCCAGCCUUAGCAGCUCAGUUUAAUGGUAAUGAGAAAAGGCAGUCUUCCCCCUCACCUUCCAGAGACAGACGUCGACAACUCCGAGCCCCAGGUGGAGGCUUCAAACCUAUCAAACAUGGAAGCCCAGAGUUCUGUGGGAUAUUGGGAGAAAGAGUCGAUCCUACCGUCCCAUUGGAAAAGCAAAUAUGGUAUCAUGGAGCAAUCAGCAGAACAGAUGCAGAAAACCUCCUCCGGUUGUGUAAAGAGUGUAGCUACCUUGUAAGAAAUAGCCAAACAAGCAAGCAUGACUAUUCUCUGUCACUGAAGAGCAACCAGGGCUUCAUGCACAUGAAGCUGACGAAAGCCAAAGAGAAAUAUAUCCUGGGGCAGAACAGCCCCCCGUUCGACAGCGUCCCUGAAGUCAUCCACUACUACACAACCAAAAAACUACCCAUCAAAGGAGCAGAACACUUGUCCCUGCUCUACCCUGUGGCUGUCCGAACCCUAUGAAAGGAGGGCCUGUCCACCUCUCCCCACGGAUGGAGAAGCAAGAAGAGCCCUCCCAGUGCAGUGACCGGAGCGCGGGACUGAGGGAGGAAAACAGAGCUACUGCUUUUCACCGUAGAUUGACUGCCUGUGUUCUAAUCAUUAGAGUGGUACUUUGGCCCUCCUGCAUGUCUUUAGAACCAUGUUUCUAUUUAAGGGGAGGAACCAUAUUUAAAUGUGAUAGCAGAUAAUCCAGCCCUACCCCCACCCCACAUCUCCUUUUAUUUCCUGUGAAUUAAAAUAUUUUCAAAUCCAAAGAGAUGCCUUCCAGGGUAAACAGAGCAAAGCAGCUUAUAGCAAACAGUGAGCUCCAAGGAUUUCCAUUUCUUUGUUCUCCUGCCUGUCAUGAACUCACACCUGUAUAUGGAAAAAAAAACCCACAAUAAUAAUAAUAAUGAUAAUUUUCCACUGGUGCUAUACUGUCCCCUAUUGAUAAUGAGAACAGACAGAUGCUGGGCCUUUCAGGACCUAGAGAAUGACAGCACAUUCAACUCAUUCCCCACAGGAGUCUUCAGAACUCUGCUUCUUGUGCGUGCGUGUGUGUGUGUGUGUGUGUGUGUGUGUGCGUGUGUGCCUGCUGUACGUGUGUGCUUGGGUGUAUGUAUCCUUCCACACAUGGCUGGUCAGGCUAAUCCAACAAAGAAGUUCUUUCUCUCCCUUGAUGUGACUAGGAAACCUUUCUCGACGGAAUCAUUUUGCAGUAGCAGAAAGAAUUCAAUUAUUUAUGACUAGGGAAUGUAAAUAAAAUAGUGGUUUAAUAUAUAUUAUAUAUAUAUAUUUUUAAUCUUUUUUUUUCCUUUGGUACAACAAUAAAUCUCUAUGGGUGUAUCUGUUCACUCACAAGUUUCAUUCAGAAGCCAUGUCAGACACUGGCUUCUACCUUAUGGUAGUUAGUGCAUUGUGGCCAAUGUCUCAUUAACAGGACUAGGUUAGUCCAAUGAGAAUGGAAAGUGGGGAUGGGGGCGGGGAUGGGGUGCAACUUGGGUUCCAGGCUUUCAAAAGGCUGUCACUGUUUAUCUCAUCUCAUUUUCACAAGUAGUGCAUGAAUGAGUACCACUGAAAUAACCAGUCCAUGAUACUUAAUGUCCUUUUUGCCUCAGGGAUAGAAAAGCAUUCUAGAAAUGGUGUUUCCAUUUCUCUAAGUCAGAAUGAAUCUUAAGUAGACAAUGGAUAGCAAACAGUAAAUCUGGCCUUUCAGAGGGCAUCAGUUUGGAAACACCUGAAGGCCAAAACUCUGGCUCAUCUUUCUAGCUAAGUGUAUCAUCAAGACCUGUAUGGGUUGUUAUCAUCUAGUUUCUUGGAAGAAAAAAAAAUAAUUGGCAAAGUUGUGUUGCUUCAGAAAUACAAUCUGAACCCUCCUCCCUGACUUCCCAACAAUCCUGAUACACUGAAUGGGAUAAAUGACAGAAUCAUGACCAUGAAUGAUGCACAACCUGUUCAGAGAGCUCACCGAUACUGCUGCAGUCCGUCCUCUAUCCUGUCUAAUGCUGUAUUUCUCCAUUUGUAAUUGAGGCCAAAUCAAGAUUAUGUAGCUUGCAAUUUAACAUGCCUGAGAAAAUUAUGAAAAUAUUUACUAUUUAAUUCUCCCUUCUUUCACACUAUUUCCCAUUCAUUCACCAACCAGACUUUGGUUCAACAUUGAAUGGAAAAAAAAAAUAGUUUUGAUUAAUCAUUUGUUCUAAAGCCUCCAACAGACAGUAACUCCUUGAUGGGAAAGCAAAAAGGGGUGGGCUUAGGCAGUAGGACCAGCAUUAGACCCUGAGCUGAGGUCUUUUGCUUCCUGACUUGUGUCGAAGCCUUUGACACAGUCAUUUGUAUUUGUUCUAGAUAAUCCCAGUGAGGAGUAGGAACAAACUUUAAGGCCCCCCAGGAAAUACUUGGACCAGAAAUCAGAUUGCCCCUUUAGCUGACUUAGUUUGUACCUAAAUGUUCUGACUUAGAGCUAGAGAGGAAGGAAAAAUCCUGGGAAGAAUUGUUCGGCAAUCCCUUUCUAUCCAUCCACAGACUUUCUCUCCAAAAGAAGUGCUUCCUUGUGGAGGAGGGCAGCCUUCCUUUCCUUGCUCAUUCAGCAUCACUGGGAUCAUUUCUAAAGAUCACUUUUCUCCAGCUGCUAAAGCAAGUCUGUCCCUGAAAAAACCUGGGAUUUCUACCUGAGCUGCUGGUACGCUCUGACCGCAAUCUUCGUUAGGUUUCCAAAGUAAAGAGCCUCGGGCUUGGUCCUGUUUUUUAGCAUCAGAUACAUUCCAUGAAGCCAGAUUACCUGGUGUGAUUUGUAUUUGCCUGCCCUUUUUUGUGACAUGCAAGUAAGUAGAAUCUGCACUUUGCAUGGAAAUGCCAACAGGGAUAUACCAUGACGAGGGAAGCUAUUAGUGAUGUCAUCUUUUCGAAAGGAUUAUGUCCUGCACGAUUAACCAUUCUCCUUAAAUAUGCAAGUCUGGAAUUGCACACAUGUCUACAGCAGCUUUGCGGUCCACCUGAUUACAUCUCCACAAACUAAAUUAGUUUCCUAAUCCAGAGUCAUAUGUUCUCUUUGGAUAGUAUUAAUAUAAUGGAGGUUGUUUGUUUGGUUUUUUUUAAGCAAAAAUGUUUCUUAAGGAAAUGCUCCACUCCCUAUGUGCAGCCGAAAUAAAAACAGGAGUUUGUUUGCACUGACUUUGUCUUUGCUUAUUGAUGUGAUUAUAAGCCUUCGGAGCUCCCCAGGAAUCAUUAUCAAGUUUACCCAAGACUCCUAAUCCAUUCCCCUUAGUGAGGGCCUAGGAGUGGACCAAAUUGAAGAAGCAAUGUGUUAUCACAGACUCACUCCCCAUUAACAGUUUUCAUAUGUGUCUUUUUUGGUGAACCUCUCCCUCUUCCUCUGAUUGUGACUGCUUCCUGUCUGUCAGCCUUUAUUCAUAUUUUCUUGAACAUCUAACAAUUGAAGCUAUUUUUCUCUUUCAGAAGUACUCACAUGUAGAUUACUUGGGAUUUUUUAGUUAGUUCCAAACCUAGGAUGUCAGCAGCGAGUAUUAAAAGUAAUAAUUAAGCUCUAUUUCAUGCAAGGAAAAAAAGAACUGUUAUUGCAUCUCAGUGCUUCUCAGUAUUUUAUCUUUAGGGGAAGGAAAAAAAAUCUUUUAAGUAAUUGCAUUUCAUCUAAAACUCAGAAAAUUGAUAUGUAACAGUGCUGGUGUUGGGGUCAAGAAGACCUAGAUUCAAAUCCCACCUUUUACACUUAUUAACUAUGUCAUUUAGUGGAAAAUCACUGAGUUUCAGUUUCUUCUUCUUUAAAAUGAGGGGCUAGUGUCCCUUUCAAGUCUAAAUCUAUGAUUUUAUGGCAUCUCCAAUCACCACACUUCUUAUGACACUGUCCCAGGAGCAUCCACAUAUUCAACCAUUUGAUAAACAUAAAGCUUCCAUUUGGGAUGCCUUUUUUUUUUUUUUCAGUUAGCACCUCAGAGCAAGUGCCCAAAAAACCUGUCUACUUUCUAGAGAACAAAAAGAGGGCUUAGGAGGGAAAAAUUUCUGAUCCCUGGUUCCCAAACUUCCCAGGUGUUUCAAGGACUUGGGUAUGAACCAUGCAAAGGAAAACCUUGAUUAAUAAAGGGAUCCUUGACGAAGCUGCCAUUUACCAGAUUUGUUUCAUUUGGAGAGGGGCCUGUGAUUUCAUUGAUGUAGGGACCUGCUAGGCAAAUCUGCAACUUUCCAAAGUUCAGUCAUUUGACUUUAGUUCUGAGAAUAAAUGGCCUGAUGUGACCCAGACGGGACCUUAAUCUUUUUGACUCAGAAGACUGACAGAUACUACCUUGUCUUUGUCUUUUUUUCCCUGAAGGUCAUUUCUUAAAUUGUCCAGAGCUGCUCCUACAAAUCUUGCUGGAACCAGCAUUCUUCCUCAAUUUUUUGUCAUUGUGGGAAGCAUUGCAUUUGUUCAUUCCAAAAGAUUUACAAUGCUGUCCUCUCACAUCAACACUUUGAAGAACCAAAUGAGCAAGAGAAUAAGAGUUGUUAUUUUAGGAUGAACAGGUGAAGUCAUUUCACUCAAAGGUUCACCAUCAGUUCUAGAAUGACACGAGUUCAAACUCAAGUUCUGCUAUAGCUUUGAACAGGGCCCCUGUGAACAGCUUUGCCAUUUGGCUCUCUGCUCAUUUCACUAGAUUUUUUCUUGGCAAUCGGAGCAGAACACCCUGUAGAUGUACAAGGCAAUGGUUGCACCAAUAAUCUCACCCCUUCUUCACAAAAGAACCCACAGAAGGUACAUUACUAGAGUUAUCAGGGAACUCUGUCUUCUUCUCAUGCAAUAUUUAUCCACUGGGGCAUCCAGCCAAUGACCACUGGUAGGUAGAUAGAGCCUUUUCACUCUUCAAGGUUAAUUUACCCGAGGGCCACAGAGGAGGCGAAAUGGGGGUUUUAUCCAAAAUGACCCAGCUCCAUUAUGCAUGUGUGGUUAUAUAAUGGUGCCUUCAAGACCUCAGCACUGGUGAAAUCUCCUAGGUAGGUAAGGUAGCUCAUGAAUGCUGUUCUCCCAAGGAUUCUUCCAUGUGGAAUAUGUGCCAACUGUACUCGGCUGUUGUGUGUGUCACCUGUCACUUAUCAGUCACUGCUGUAAGUUGUGUAUUGGGUAUCUACCAUUUAAAAGUUUCAUGGAAACUUUGAAUGCAAAUUGUGAGUGUUUUCAUUCUGUGUAAUAAAAUGUAUAAAGAUGUAUAUUUAAUGUGAAACUUUUAAUAUAAAAGUGUCUUGUUAAAUGCA
Molecule: messenger RNA, 7868 nt
Organism: Antechinus flavipes (yellow-footed antechinus)
Lineage: Eukaryota; Metazoa; Chordata; Mammalia; Dasyuromorphia; Dasyuridae
Gene: SHB
Product: SH2 domain containing adaptor protein B
Exons: 6
Coding region: 1527-3110 (527 amino acids)
Molecular function (GO): phosphotyrosine residue binding
Source: RefSeq, a predicted model, not a curated record